AUGGCCUUCAGGUUACUUCGCAUGUUUUUAGUACAUACUGGGCUCUUACUGGUAUUUGCUGGUUUAGUUAUUUUCACGACUAUCUCAGGGUUUGGUACCGGCGAGAGAGUUGGUACAUUUAUUGACGCCUUUUAUGUGGCUUACUGUACGGUCUUCUCAGUUGGUUUCGGCGAUAUUUCUCCUUUGAAGUCUCUUACUCGGAUUCUUUGUGAUGUGCUGGGAUUGGUGGUUGGACCUAUUGUAGUGAUGGUACUCACUCAUUUUUUGGGUCGGUUAGCAUGCGAGUUGGGGCGGUGGAUUUCAUCUCGCUUUCUUAUGAGAUAUCGAGUGUAUUCAACUCUUGGUAUGAUCUUGCUGGCUCUAUUUUUGGGGAUGGCCGGCAUUUAUAUCUUCGAGUGGCUGCACCUAGCUGGUGGAUCUCCAUCUCCAUCUCCUUCCACUAUGUUACCUACUGAUGCAUACGCAUGGGUCCUCUUUGUUGACAUAUUCCACCUCUCAGUUAUGAUGAUGAAUACCACUGGAUUUGGAGAUUUCGCCUUCACUACUGCAUUUGGGAGAGCGUUUACCAUAGUAUGGGUUCCUUUCUCUACUAUAGUGUUUAUGGUUGCGGGUACGUUCUUGGCUCAGACUUUUUUGUUCUAUCUUGCACGUAUCAUUGGAGGUUACAGCUUGCCCCAGGGGAUCCACCGUCACUGA
Molecule: messenger RNA, 696 nt
Organism: Rosa chinensis
Lineage: Eukaryota; Viridiplantae; Streptophyta; Magnoliopsida; Rosales; Rosaceae
Product: two-pore potassium channel 4
Exons: 3
Coding region: 1-696 (231 amino acids)
Source: RefSeq, a predicted model, not a curated record